CCAUUCCUAAAUUCCUUUAUAAAUAUUAAAAAUUUAACAUUUCCCCAAAACAUCAUAUUUUUUUGACAUUGAAAAAAAUAUUUAUUUCAAUACUAACAACGUCAACAUGGUAACUUGAUGCACCCUGUUGUUAGGAGAAAAAAACAAUGUCUUCAUCUUCAGUUCUUUUACUUCUUCGAAGAAUAAACGAAGCAAGUUUUAAACGUCAUCCAUUACUAACCAACGUUGCUCUCUCAUCUCUGCUUGCUGGAACAUCAGAUUACAUUGCUCAGAAAGUCGUUCAAGGUCAUAAAAUCCUGGACAAGGAGAGAACAAGACAUGUCAUGACAUAUGGUUGCACUACAGCACCACUCUGGCAUCUAUGGUACAAAAUGAUUGAUAAAUAUAUUAAACGAACACAUACAUGGUUGAAAGUCUUUUUAGACCAGACAACAGUAACACCCUUAGACUAUCUUGGUUUUUUUGCAGUGUUUAACUACAUGAAAGGAGAUACUUUUGAAGAAUGUUUUAAUGAAUUGAAUCGAGUGUAUUUUAAAGCAUUUAUACCAGACACCAUAUUUUGGCCAUUUGCUACAUUUGUAGGUUACAAGUACAUAUCACUACGCUACAGGUUCUUUUAUUUUGAAUUCUUGAACCUUCUUUGGGAUACUUUUUUAUGUUGCCUAAAAUUUCCAAGUGAACAGGAAAAUGACAGCUCAAACAAGCAUUAUAUAAAAAAGACUCAGGUAUCUUCUCGUCAACAAUGUGAUUUAUUGCAUACACAGCCAGAUCAUCUGAACUUGUUAAGUGAAAAACAAUUUUUUAAAAAAAUAACUGAUCAAAUGGCACAAGAAUGUGAUUUAUUUCACUUGGGUAAUGCUAUUGAUAUUGAAAGAGAAAACAAGAUUUAGAAAAAAGAUUGUUUAAAACAAAAACAAAACAAAAUGUAUUACAUAAAAUGGUGUUAAAUUUAUAAAAUAUUAUUUAUAAUCUGUUUAUAUUUCAUUAAAAUAUAUAUUGACUUAUCUUUUCUAUCUAGUGAGGUAGAAAUUGUCUGAAAUAA
Molecule: messenger RNA, 1042 nt
Organism: Xenia sp. Carnegie-2017
Lineage: Eukaryota; Metazoa; Cnidaria; Anthozoa; Malacalcyonacea; Xeniidae
Product: PXMP2/4 family protein 4-like
Exons: 1
Coding region: 147-890 (247 amino acids)
Cellular component (GO): membrane; cytoplasm
Source: RefSeq, a predicted model, not a curated record